AUGUCAAAUCAAAACAGUUCUGCUGCUGGAUAUGUGAAACUACCAACAGUUCAGACAGGAAUUUCUGCUCAAGCGGUCAGAGAAACAGAUAGUCAUGAUUCAUCAAGCAUUACUCUCAUGGCUCCUACAGCCACACUGGAAACGACAUACACUCACAAAUCAGCCUUCAAACGAUAUUCUGCAUCUUUUCGGAGUUUGAUACCAAUAAGAAAGAAGCCAAGGGUUGCUGAGCGACUGCCUGUGGAUAAAAUUGGUCUUAUAUCAAUGAUAUCAUUCCAAUGGGUAACACCAUUUCUGUUGAAGGCACAGAAAGCACUGGCUUUACAGACAGUGUCUGCAGAGGAUUCAAGUAAAAAAAUGGGAGAAAGGUUUUAUGACCUUAAUUGGAAUGCUGUCGUUAACAGAGGCAUUGAAAACUACUCCAUGGUAUAUGUAAUAUGGAAGUUUAUUCAAACAAGAGCACUGGUGGCCAUGUUCCUUUUUCUUGUUGGAACUUCUAUCCAUAUUAGUGGCUUGGUCUCUUUCUUGAUAACAUCAACUGGCAAGAAUAACAUUCCAGAGAAGACCACUACAAAAUCACCCAUAAAUGGGCUGAUGGCAGAUGAGUCAGCUACCCUUCAGUCUUCUUCAGCUAAUAUUUAUGCUGCUUUUGGUUAUGCUUUAGCUGAGUUUUUCUCAUCAAUAUUUAUCUCAUGGAGCUGGAGCAUGAAUUACAGGACUGCUGUUAGAGUACAGUCAGCUGUAACAUACUUUUUAUACAAAAAGAUGAUGACAGCAAGCUGUAUAAAUGUGAUAUCUACACAACAGAUCUCAAGUUUUUGUGGAGUUGAUUCAGAAAAACUCUUUAAUGCAGUUCUCUACACACCUUUAGUACUGUCUGCUCCUUUGGUAUUUAUUUUCUGUUCGUGUGGAAUGCUUUCUUUGUUAUUUACUUGGAAGAAAGUAACUUUCCUCAUAUUGAGUGGUAUCAUCAGCUUCUGUGUAAUGACAGCAGUUUCACAAGCAAGAGCACUUUCAGCUGCCAAAGCAGAACAGUUGUCAUCAAGUCGAGUCUCUGAACUGAAAGAUAUGUUGCAAAACAUGAAACUUGCUAAGAUGGUCCAAUGGGAAACCGUAGUGUUCAACAAUUUCAGAGCAACAAGAAAAGAGGAACUUCGAUAUGUAAAAGAAUCUUACAUUUGGAAUACUAUUGGAAUAUCUCUUGUUCAUACCAUUCCAAUCAUGUCUGCAUCAACAUUGCUGCUGUUCAGAAGCUUGUUUAAUGUUCCUUCAUACAUGGUCUUGGGAGCAUUGUUUCUGGCAUUUAUUCCCUUGAAGACAUCCCUUCAUCAUUUCUGGACAGGGAUAUCAUACAUAAAGAGUGCUGAAAUAUCACUUUCAAGACUGAAGGAAACUCAGCUAUUGCCAACAAUAAUACAAAAUGUUAACAGAGGCAUAGAUCAGCAGGUUGCUGUUUCUGUUAAUAAAAUAUCCUGUGAGUGGCUGCCAGUGUCUGAUACUUCUCACCAGAAGAAUGAAAAUGGAAACAUUACUGCAAAUUGGUGUUGUGGAGUACUUCGUAGUAGACAUGAAGAUUUAAAUAUGACAAGAACAAAUUCAUUAAUUUUGGAAAACAUCAGUCUUAUUGCUGAAAAGGGAAGCAUUAUAGGAUUAUGUGGUGAACCAGGGUCUGGUAAAACAGCGCUUCUUAUGGCUAUACUAGGACAGCUAAAGAUAGCAAGUGGAUCUGGACAUAUUACAAGAAAUGGUUUUUGUGCAUAUGUGAAGCAAAACCCUUGGAUGUGGGAUGCAACUUUACGUGAUAAUAUAGUAUUCAUGGAAGAAUUUAAACGUGAUAGGUACUACAAUGCAGUUUACAGCUGCCUUCUGAGUAGUGUAUUACAAAACCUAGCUGCAGAAGAUGAAACAGCAAUUGCAAAUGAAACUCUAUCUAUGGGUGUUCAACAGAGAAUAGAACUAGCUCGUGCUGUUUAUUCCAACAGGGACAUAUACCUCAUAGAUGAACCUCUAACAAUGGUGGACCCAAAUACACGAAGAACUGUGUUUGAGAAAGCAAUUUUGACAGCCCUUAAUGGAAAAACUGUCUUUAUAGCCACAAAACUUACAACGUUUCUUACCCGAUGUGACAUCAUAUAUGUCUUGAAAAAUGGAAAGAUAAUUGCGAGCGGACAACAUGAACAACUAAUAAAUUCUUGUAAUUAUUAUGCAGAUUUGCUGACACUUUAUAUGGACAGCACACAAAAUAUUCAGGGGCUCCAGAGCUAUGACAGUGUUUCAACAUUGUCAUCUGAUGUAUUCAAGACAUCAAGCAACCUGAACAGCAGUUUGAGCAGUGUCACAACAGCAUGUGAUGAUGAAGUUGCAGCACUCACUGGUGAAGGUCCUGAAUCUGAAGAAAUUGUUUUCAAGAACAACUUAUCAACUUACCUCCUUUCUGGAAAACAACGUAGCUGUCAUGCCUUUUUGGCAUGUGGAUUAGUAAUACAAUUAGUCUGUUUUCUAUCCAUAAUCACAGCACUUCUCCUCUUCAUUCUUAAAUUUGAAGCAAACUUUUUCAGUACUCUAAAUCCAGAUGUAUUCUAUGGUAUUAUUGCUUCCAUCACCAUCCUUAUAACUGCAGCCUUCCUGGGAGCAGCUUUUUCAUUUCUUAAGGUGACGGGAGCUGUAUCAACUGAAACAAGUCUUUCCUGGAUGAAAAAGAUCUGUGACACAUACAUAACAUGUAUACAAAAGGAAACUACAACAUCCAUUCUGAACUGGUUUUCAUUGCACUUGCACAACAUUGACACAUGGGUGCCAGAGUCUCUCAUCAGUAUUACUGGAAACAUUGUGUUGCUUCUGGGUAUUCUUACAUUAUUGGCAUAUGUAUUUACAUGGAUUCUGCUACCCUUUUUCGUAGCUUGUGUCUUUGGAUUUUUUGGUUAUAGGAUCUAUCUGAUGGCCCUUCCAAAUUUCCACAAACUGGAAACAGAAUCUUCAUCAAAUUUAAAUGCAUUUAUGACUUCCACGAUUGAGGGAAGAACAUCAGUUCAGUCAUAUUCAAAAGAAAAUGACUUUAUCUACAGUUUUGUGAAACAAAAUGACCAGAAGGCUGCAAGUGUAUACCUAAUAAAAGCUACCUCUGGAUGCAUUUCAUUCUGGAUAAGUAUGCUGAAAGUGCUGCUCAUCACGUUGGUGAUGUUAAUGAUUGCUCUGAUGAGAAAUCAUGAAGUGCUCAUAAUUAGUGCCCACAAACUCACAGCAACUACCGUGGGUUUCAUUUUUAUAUGUAUUAAUCUGCUCAGCACCGUCAUACAGAAUUUAACACAGGACAUAGCAGAAUAUCUCCAGUAUUUCAAAUAUUUUGAAGCUAAUUCUAAACUUCAGAAUAUUGAUGUGGUACCAACUAACAACAAAUCAGCAUAUACAUUGGCAGAAGAAGGAAGUAUAUUCUUCCACAAUGUGAAAUUAAAAUUCUGGCCUCCAGGGCAUAAAGCACUAACUUUCAAAAUAAAGAGCAAUCAGAAGAUUGGCAUUUUUGGCUACCCUGAUGCUGGAAGAAAGUCCAUAGGAGCAGCUCUGUAUCGUCUGGUAGAAUUAUCUGAAGGACGCAUCUUCAUUGGAGGAGUGAACAUUGAAAAAAUUCCUCUGAGUGUUCUCAGAUCCAAAAUCGCAGUUGUACCACACAACCCUAUUCUGUUCAGGGGAACUAUAAGAUCAAAUCUCAUUGACAACAAUGACAGCAGUAUUUGUAAUGUAUAUGAAGCACUGGAAGCAGUUGGGAUGAGAGAAAAAGUAGAGGAGUUGCCUGAGCAGGCUGAAACAGCAGUGCAAACGGGCACCAACUUAUUCACCACAGGGGAAUGUCAGUUACUAUAUUUGGCAAGAGCAAUUCUCAGUAACCCCAAGAUCUUAAUAGUAGAAGAACCUUUGGUUCCCAUAAACAAAAACAUUCAUCGCAAGCUUCAAGAGGUCAUAGAAACUGCAUUUCAAAAAACAACGGUGAUAACAAUAGCACAGCACUUUAAAUUUGUUGAGUACUGUGACAAAUUGUUGCUCAUUAAAGAUGGACAGGUUGUUGAAUAUGAUACUCCUGCUCGACUACUUAGAAAUCCCAGAUCAGCUCUCUCUGCCAUGAUAACAGAAACUGAACUUUAAUCAAAAACAGAAAAUUCUAAAUACAUGUCAAAGAACUAACAUAAUUAAUGUAUAGUGUAACAUGUUUUCUAAAACUACGUGAGCAGUAAAACAUUCCUCAAAAUUUAGUGCAACAGUCUUCAUGACAAAUGUGUAGAUUAAUAUAUGUAGAUUCCAGACAUACUACAUAACAAAUAAGCAACUUAAGACAAUAUCUGUGUAACAGGUAAUGCAAAUAAUUUUCUUGUGUACAUUAUAAAUGGUCUGGCUGUGCUACUGCUGAC
Molecule: messenger RNA, 4400 nt
Organism: Schistocerca americana (American grasshopper)
Lineage: Eukaryota; Metazoa; Arthropoda; Insecta; Orthoptera; Acrididae
Product: ATP-binding cassette sub-family C member 12-like
Exons: 29
Coding region: 1-4137 (1378 amino acids)
Biological process (GO): transmembrane transport
Cellular component (GO): membrane
Molecular function (GO): ATP binding; ABC-type transporter activity; ATP hydrolysis activity
Source: RefSeq, a predicted model, not a curated record